CGUUCCACCUUUCCCAGCAAAGCACUUGGGUUGGUCCUGCAGUUGCCAGCAACUGGCACACCUGCCGAGGCCUCUCUGGGGCAGCCAUGAAGUCCCUCAUCCUGCUCGUUUGUCUUGCUCAGCUUUGGGGCUGCCACUCGGCCCCACACGGGCCACAGCUGACUUAUAGUCAACCGAACUGUGAUGACCCAGAAACAGAGCAAGCAGCCUUGGCAGCUGUGGACUACCUCAACAGCCACCUUCAGCAGGGAUACAAGCAUGUCUUGAACCAGAUUGACAAGGUGAAGGUGUGGCCUCGGCGGCCCUUUGGAGUGAUAUUUGAGCUUGGAGUAGACACUCUGGAGUCCACCUGCCACGUAUUUGACCCUACCGCACUGGCAAACUGUACCGUGAGGCAGGUGGCAGAACAUGCUGUGGAAGGAGACUGUGAUUUUCGGGUACUGAAACAAGAUGGCCAGUUUUCUGUGGUGUUUGCCAAAUGUGAUUCCAGUCCAGACUCGGCUGAGGAUGUUCGUAAGGUAUGCCCGCAAUGCCCCCUGCUGGCCCAGCUCAACGACACCAGGGUCGUGCACGCUGUGGAGGCUGCCCUGGCUGCCUUCAACGUUCAGAAUAACGGCUCCUAUUUCCAGCUGGUGGAGACUUCCCGGGCUCAACUUGUGCCUCUCCCACCCUCUACCCGUGUGGAGUUUGCAAUAGCUGCCACUGACUGUGUUGCUAAGGAGGUCGCAGAUCCAGCUAAAUGCAACCUAUUGGCAGAAAAGCAAUACGGUUUCUGUAAGGCAACAGUCACUGAGAAGCUCGGAGGGGAAGAGGUUGCCGUGACCUGCACGGUGUUCCAACCACAGCCUGCAGCCCCACAGCCCCAGCCAGCUGAUCCCACAAUGUCCGUCCUUGUUGCUGUGGACCCCCCUGGACCUGCAUUCCCUCCAGCUGGCCCACCUGCAGCUGCCAUGGUGGUGGGACCCAUGGUGGUGGCUGCUCGCCCAGGACCCCCAUUGCACCGGACUCACUAUGAUCUGCGCCAUGCCUUUUCAGGGGUGGCUUCAGCGGAGUCUGCCUCAGGCGAAGCGUUUCACCCAGGCAAAGCACCCGGGGUGACACAGCCUGGUGUUGCUGGUGCUGUUGGUCCAAUGGUCCUCCCCCCAUGCCCAGGGAGGGUCAGACACUUCAAGGUCUAGACUAAACACAGCAGUGAUGCAAAGGUUUGGCAGAAAGAAUAUAACCACUCUUUUGUCCAAACCUGGACACGGGAGGGGGCCAUUUCUGCUGUCAAGUGCGUGUCACAUGUGGCCUAGAUUAAUAGCAAGUCUUGAAUCACAGCUUCUCUUCAUUCCUCAGAGGACAGAAGCAGAGGGGUGCUGGUUCUGUCUGAUGGAAGGCUUAAGACCAACAACUAGAUUGUCAUGGUUUUCAUCAUAAGCCACCAUCAUUGUGUUCUCUGACUUCUGGAUGACCUCACAAAAACAAUUAUAACUGUGACUUUGAAAGGUGCUCUUGCUAAGCUUGUAUCUGUUAAUGAAAGUGUCAGAAGGACCUCCCUUAAUAAAGAAGGUUCUAAGCUGAAA
This is a messenger RNA of Otolemur garnettii (small-eared galago), 1565 nucleotides long. It is a transcript of the gene AHSG, whose product is annotated as alpha 2-HS glycoprotein. Gene Ontology annotation, biological process: negative regulation of endopeptidase activity. The record is from RefSeq and is a predicted model, not a curated record. Gene Ontology annotation, cellular component: blood microparticle; extracellular matrix; extracellular region. Lineage: Eukaryota; Metazoa; Chordata; Mammalia; Primates; Galagidae. The transcript is spliced from 7 exons. Gene Ontology annotation, molecular function: cysteine-type endopeptidase inhibitor activity. Bases 87 to 1178 code for a protein of 363 amino acids.